CACAGCAGGUUGGUGACAGAAGGUGCCGGGGCUGAAGGUCGCGGCUGUUUCAAGCAAGGAUUUUCCCAGUCCAGGCCUCAGAACUUCACUGUAAGCUCCCUAAAUCACUGUAAAGACGGGGCAGAAUUUGCAACUGCGCUGUACUGGAUACCCUGUUGGUAGAACUGCCAGGCUAAGAGAGUAAACCAAUCGUACAACAAUAGGUCCAGAAAGAAACAAGUUCUGCAGACAACUGAACAUUGGCAAAAGUUAAAAACAAGACUGGCUGUUUAGAUUAUAACUGGAUUUAAAAGCCAAGAGACCUGAUGGAAUUUAUAAAGGUUCCUCGUUGUCUGCUUUGGUGUUAUUAAACAAUCCAACUUGUUGCCAUGGAGACAGAAGAACUAGAAGAGGUGGAAAGACACAGUAGGAAAUCAGUCCAUGGUCAUUGGAAGGAUAGUUCUUCGCAGGCAGUAUCAUGCGUGGACUUGAUCUGCGAUGAUGAAUCAGAGGCUUCUGACCAUGUGACUGAGAAGGAAUCACAGACGCACUACAUUCCGAUUCGAAGAAAUUCCAGGUACUACCGCUCCUUCAGACUUCGGAACAGAGGGAAAGCGAGGAGCAGCAGAGAGGUUCAAACUGAAAGUGUUGAAGCCUCACUAAAAAAUGGUAAUGCCAGAAACGAGCUUCUGAACAAAGACGAAUUGUUACGCAUAUUUCACAAGGGCCUGUCUCUACAUGUAAAACGAGAUAUGACAGCCGCAGAAGAACAAUGGUUGCAAAGGCUGCUCCCUUCCUACCCCGGUUACCUUGGCAACCGCCCGGACUCCCCCAGCCCCGCGCCUGCUGCGGAAUCGCUCCGUAGCAGUAGCAGCCGCUCGCUGCAGGACUCGCUGCUGCUGCCGUCGCUUUCGCCGCCUCGCAUGGAGCUCUUGGCUGCCGCGCUCAGCGCCGCCUGCGCCCUGGACCAUGAAGGCUCCGCGGAGAGCGUGGCCGGAGCCCGCCCGUCCGGCAGUGAGUCUCCUUCCAUGGCUGGACCAGUUUCUAGUUCCGAAGAAAGCCCUGUGCAUCCCGACUGCCCGGCUGCUUUCCCCGAGGCUCUGCAAGUGAUUCAUCCCAUGACAGCUGACUCUUGGAAAAACUUCAUUGAGCAAAUAGGGCUUUUGUAUCAAGAAUAUCGGGAUAAAUCUACACGUCAGGAGAUUGAAACCAGGCGGCUGCAGGAUUCACAGACAGAUGCAGAAGAGUGCACAGCUACUGAAAACACAGCAUCACAGACAGAAGCCACAAAUACCGAAGAAAGCAAGGCUGUUCCCCAGAUAUGCUUGCUCAGGAAUUCCACUUCCAGGUUUAAUUUGUGGCAAGAUCUUCCAGAAGUCAGGAGCAGUGGUGUUCUGAAUAUUCUCCAGCCAGAUGAGAUCAAACUUCAAGAGGCCAUGUUUGAACUGGUUACCUCAGAAGCUUCGUAUUACAAGAGCCUGAACCUUCUGAUAUAUCACUUCAUGGAAAAUGAGCGAUUGAAAAAGAUUCUACAUCCUUCAGAGGCUCACAUCCUCUUCUCCAAUGUCCUAGAUGUCAUGGCAGUCAGUGAGCGUUUCCUCUUGGACCUUGAGAAGCGAGUAGAAGAGAACAUUGUGAUCUCAGAUGUCUGCGACAUUGUCUAUCAGCACACCAUUAAUCAUUUCUCGGUGUAUGUAACCUAUGUCUCCAACCAAACCUACCAGGAGAGAGCUUAUAAGCAACUUCUCCAGGACAAGCCAGCUUUCCGGGAGGUGAUCUCACAUUUGGAACUGGAUCCGAAAUGCAAAGGCCUGCCUUUCUCAUCGUUCUUGAUUUUGCCUUUUCAAAGGAUCACAAGGCUGAAGCUGCUGGUGCAGAAUAUCCUGAAGAAAGUGGAGGAAAAGUCUGAACGUGAAAUCACUGCCCUUGAGGCUCACAAGGAACUGGAAACAGUGGUGAAGGCAUGCAACGAAGGCGUCAGGAAGAUGAGCCGUACAGAACAGAUGAUCAGCAUCCAGAAAAUGCUAGAAUUUAAGAUCAAGUCUGUGCCCAUCAUCUCUCACUCCCGUUGGCUGCUAAAGCAGGGAGAACUGCAGCAAAUGAAUGGCCCCAAAACAUCACGUACCCUCCGCACAAAGAAGCUCUUCAGAGAAGUCUACUUGUUCCUCUUCAAUGAUUUGCUAGUGCUCUGCAGACAAAUCUCUAGUGACAAAUAUCAGGUGUUUGACUCUGCACCCCGAGGACUUCUACGGGUGGAGGAGCUGGAAGACCAAGGGCAGAGCUUGGCAAAUGUCUUCAUCCUGAGACUGCUGGAAAAUGCAGAUGACCGCGAAGUCAGCUACAUGCUAAAGGCAUCAUCACAAAGUGAAAUGAAGCGCUGGAUGAUCUUGCUGGCUCCGAAUCGGCGAACCAAGUUUGUUUCCUUUACAUCCAGGCUCAUGGAUUGCCCUCAAGUACAGUGUGUCCAUCCUUAUGUGGCUCAGCAGCCAGAUGAGCUGUCGCUGGAACUGGCUGAUGUACUUAACAUCCUGGAAAAGACAGACGAUGGUUGGAUAUUUGGGGAGCGUUUGCAUGAUCAAGAGAGAGGUUGGUUCCCCAGCUCCAUGGGUGAAGAGAUUAUGAACCCCAAGAUUCGAUCUCAAAACUUAAAGGAGUGCUUCCGGGUACACAAGACAGAUGAUAGUCAGCGGAGGAAGAUGGGCAGCAGGAAUAGACAAUGAUCACUGCACACAGUUCUGGGCAGUUGUAUUUCAGAAACAAUGAAUGUCAGAUGCUGAGACAACGGAAGGUGGCACAAAUAUGAUUUUUUGUCAAGCAAGUCCUCUCUCCUCCAAGCUAAUGAACUUCUUUGCAUACUUGAUGCACCAUGGAUAAUAUCUCUGAAGACAAACUUGAAAAGAGGUGAGGCUGCCGUGUGCCUGUACAGAACUAGGAGCUGUAAAAUGUAAUUUCCUAUUGUAUUGCAAAGAGUGUAAAUCUCUUAACUCUGCAUGGUAAGGAAACAGUGAAUGCUGAUCAACUGGAAAAAAGUACAACAAGGCCCAAGAGGUUAGCAGCCUGAUUCUUUAAUAUUCCAUCAAGUGGCACAUUUGAUUUUCUAGUGUGCAAUCCAGGCGCACAGGAGCACACCACCUUUGAAAGUGUGCACAGUAUUGGUAUACACACUUCUACACUCAGGAAGUUUCUCUGUAGGUACUGAGUUUGGAGUACCCACACAGGCACAUCAACAGGUAUCCCUUAUAAAUAAACACAUUGGUGAUACUUUAAA
Podarcis raffonei (Aeolian wall lizard) is the source of this 3247-nucleotide messenger RNA. RefSeq names its product neuronal guanine nucleotide exchange factor (gene NGEF). Gene Ontology annotation, biological process: activation of GTPase activity. The coding region runs from base 369 to 2699 and encodes 776 amino acids. Lineage: Eukaryota; Metazoa; Chordata; Lepidosauria; Squamata; Lacertidae. Gene Ontology annotation, molecular function: protein binding; guanyl-nucleotide exchange factor activity. The transcript is spliced from 17 exons. The record is from RefSeq and is a predicted model, not a curated record.